Messenger RNA from Armigeres subalbatus, 2318 nucleotides. RefSeq names its product nose resistant to fluoxetine protein 6-like. The transcript is spliced from 13 exons. The record is from RefSeq and is a predicted model, not a curated record. Bases 110 to 2251 code for a protein of 713 amino acids. Lineage: Eukaryota; Metazoa; Arthropoda; Insecta; Diptera; Culicidae. Gene Ontology annotation, molecular function: acyltransferase activity, transferring groups other than amino-acyl groups.
AUUUGUGGCUACGCGCGGUUCAGUCCAUGCUCGAGUUCGUUGGUGAAAAGUGCGUUAGUCAAAUCUUAUUCAAGUAUAAAUCAAUCAAUCUUCCACUGUCGAAUUAAAGAUGAUCUCAAUUAUGGAUAUCAGAAUUUCUCUGAUAAUCCUAGUGAUUACGCAGCUUUGGUCGCCAGUUCGUGGUUUCUUCGUGGAUUACAACAUGACCGAGUAUUGGAAAAUGCCUGCCCUGUUUCAGUACGAGAGCAUUGAAAGCUGCUUGAGGUCCAGUCCAGAUGGGCUAUUCUGUGUAGUGAAGAGUGUUGUUAAAUCCGACGAACGAUCGGACACCUGGAGAUCAAUCAAAAAAUAUUCAAAGUAUCCCUAUCAGUUUCAACAUGCGGUGCUUACGCGGGGAAUAUGCGUGGAUCAGUGUGAACAACUGGUGAAAAGCUUCACUGAACAGCAACAGAGGCAAUAUCUUCAACCAAAGACCGACGUGGAUUUCCGGUACAUCAUCAACAGCUGGUUGCUGCCGAACAUUAGCCACUACCGGCAACAGUACGGCACACUCGUCAACAUGUGCUUGAACUACCGGUUGCAGUCCACACACAAUCUAACGGCCUAUUCGGAAAUCGAGCAUUGCACUACUAAUGCCACACUAGUUCGGAAAUCUGAUUUUUGGGACGUUCUCUUCUACGCAACCAUAGCACUGUUGUUUGCGCUCUCAGCCGGUUCUUCAAUCUACGACUGGAAAUUAGCGAAACGAGAUGAUCACAAUCACUACCGAACACCGUUAAUCAAUAGAGGAUCUAAUUUGUUAACGGCAUUUUCAUGGCGAAGGAACAUCAAUCGAUUGACGAUCAAAUUGAACACAAGUCAAAUCCAGCAGGACCUGCGCUUCCUGGAAGCCAUCCGAGUGUAUACAAUGACAACGAUCUCAUUUACCCACGUCAUGAUAGGAGUAGCCAUGACCACUAUCCAAAACCCCGAAAUGAUUGAAAAGCUGCUGUCGAGACCGGGGUUUCAAAUUUUUCUGUCACUGAUGCCUUUCGAGGUGGAUUUUUUCUUCGCCAUCAGUGGGCUUCUACUGGCCGUACAGAUUGGAAAAAUGACCCAAACCAAACGCUUCAGCUGGAGACCCUUCUGGAUGGGUGUGGUAAAUAGGUAUCUGAGAUCUCUGCCGGUUUAUGCUGUGCUGAUGCUGUUUGAAGUUUCCGUCUACGAUAAGCUACAGGUCAGCCCAUCUGGGUACCGGAUAAUGCCCAUGGCACGGCGAAUGUGUCGCGAGAAGUGGUGGUCUAACUUUUUAUUCAUCAACAAUUACUAUCGGCCGGAGGAGCAGUGCAUGAUUCACACGUGGUAUCUUGCGGCUGAUUUCCAGAUGUUCUUCGUUGGAUUCCUGGUGCUAAUGCUCCUUUGGAAGUUCCAGAACAUUGAGCGGUUUUUGAUUUAUGUGAUAUUAAUGAUAGCAACCUUCCUACCAAUGGCAAAUAUUUACUACCACUCGUUGGACGGCAUGAUGCUUCUAACAAACAAAGGAAAUGAAUAUCAAUUGUGGUACGACAAGUGGUUCACCCGAACGUACCAAGCCACCGAAAGCCAUUGUAUUAGUUACUUCGCUGGAAUGCUGAUAGGAAUAAUCUACCACAAAAUGCAAAACGACGAUCUAUUUUUGGCAAAAUCAAAGCUCUUCAAAACCCUGAAGUACAGCACCAUCCCCUUGGGGGUAAUCUUCAGCCUACCGGCGCCGGUGUUCCACCAGUACGAGUUCAGCAAACCCUCCCUGUGGAUGGCAGCAUACGCGGGAGUGCACCGCCUCGUUAUGGCGUCCUGCAUUGGCAUAAUUUUUCUGGUGUUGAUGUUCUCCGAUCGGGAUACAUUGAUCGGCCGGCUAAGGGCGUCUAAACUGUUGGAGAAUGCCUUCUAUCGAGUGCUGGGACGGCUGAAUUUUGGGUUCUACCUGAUUCACAUGGGGGUGCUCAAGGCCGUGUUUAGUAAUUAUCACGAGGGCCAACGUACAUCAGGGGUUAUGGUGAUAAAUGUAUUUAGUUCGGUGACAAUGAUAACUUAUGUUCUAGCUCUAAUUGCUUAUCUCUUGAUAGAGAAACCCUGUGAUAUUAUUUUUAAACAGCUGUUCGAACGUAAUGAGACAACGCGGCAGGAGAAAGGAGUCAAUGCGCCGCCUGCAUUGGAAAGAAGCCCCUGCCAAGUGGUGAAUAUUGAAAUAAGACGGCGAACAUCCAUGUCUACCAAUGGUGAAUCAAAAUAGCUUUGUUGAAUCGUGCUACUAAAACAUUAAGGGAAAAAAGUUAAAUAAAACUAUUUUUUAUAAAUAA